Messenger RNA from Ixodes scapularis (black-legged tick), 900 nucleotides. Its product is annotated as dermonecrotic toxin SPH-like. NCBI's taxonomy places the organism in Eukaryota, Metazoa, Arthropoda, Arachnida, Ixodida, Ixodidae. Bases 28 to 900 code for a protein of 290 amino acids. The transcript is spliced from 5 exons. Gene Ontology annotation, molecular function: phosphoric diester hydrolase activity. The record is from RefSeq and is a predicted model, not a curated record. Gene Ontology annotation, biological process: lipid metabolic process.
AAGCGGCCCUUCUUCAUCAUUGGCCAUAUGGUGAACUCCAUUCACGAAGUAGAUCGCUUUCUAACUCGUGGUGCGAACGCUCUGGAGGCCGACGUUAAUUUCGCCCCCAACGGCACUGUCCUCGAAACAUUUCACGGGUUUCCUUGUGACUGUCUCCGGCGCUGCAAAGAACGAGAAAACAUUGCGGACUACCUGGAAUACAUCCGACACGUGACCAGCAUUCCCGGUGCCAAGUUUAGAAGAAAACUGAAUCUGCUCUUCUUUGACCUGAAGACGGCAGAGGUGCCGGAGGAGAGCAAGCAUAGAGCAGGAAUCGACUUGGCACGCAACCUCAUCCAGCAUCUCUGGAGUCAAGUGAGUCCCAAAGACAUGGUAAAUGUUUUAAUAUCCAUCCAACACGUCUCUGACAAUAAAGUCCUCAGAGGCGCCAUUGAGACGAUCAAGCGCUGGGGAGGCCCGCUCGCUCUCAGCAAAAUCGGUUACGACGUGGGCAUGAACGACCCCCUGGACCAGAUUUCGAGAAUGUACCAUAGACUUGGAAUUCGCGACCACCGAUGGCAGGGAGACGGCAUCUCAAACUGCCUCAGCGUUCUAUGGCCAAUGGGGAGACUACGCCAAGCGCUUGACUUUCGAGACUCGGCCAAAGGCUACGUCGACAAGGUCUACCGCUGGACCGUCGACCGUCCGGUGGCCAUUUGGAGGAUUAUAAGGCGUAAAGUAGACGGCAUCAUCACAAACCGCCCUGAACGUGUCCUGUCGGUCCUGCAGAAGUCCUCGGUAGGUUCCAGAGUGAGGCCGGCUGAUAUUCGCGACAGUCCCUGGGACAGAAUACGCUCUGAGAAAAGUAAGAACGACGACCUGGAACAAGAUUCGGAGCAAGACACUCUGGGAGAUGACUGA